AUGGCUGCUAAUGUGAAUCUAUUCGCCCGUCCCGCCGAUAACGGCUAUUUGGCGCUGGGAGACAAGCCUGCCGAGGACGUAGACACCGCUGGGGAGUCCUCCCCAUUCUUAGAAUCUUCCUCUCCUCUAGCGCAUAGAAAACAUGUCCGUACCCCUACUGCGCUCGAUAUUUGGGAAGAAAGCCGUCAGCCAAGUCGCCAGGAGCCCGAACGCAACAAGCACGGCCAGAAGUCAUGGUAUUGCAAGCGUUGCUCCUACUCCAAGGCCGCCCAUAACAGAGUCCAGGGCCAUCUCCGGGAUAAGUACUGA
Messenger RNA from Trichoderma gamsii, 309 nucleotides. RefSeq lists its product as hypothetical. NCBI's taxonomy places the organism in Eukaryota, Fungi, Ascomycota, Sordariomycetes, Hypocreales, Hypocreaceae. The transcript has a single exon. Bases 1 to 309 code for a protein of 102 amino acids. The record is from RefSeq and is a predicted model, not a curated record.